Molecule: messenger RNA, 3666 nt
Organism: Leucoraja erinaceus (little skate)
Lineage: Eukaryota; Metazoa; Chordata; Chondrichthyes; Rajiformes; Rajidae
Gene: dync1i1a
Product: cytoplasmic dynein 1 intermediate chain 1
Exons: 17
Coding region: 1149-3143 (664 amino acids)
Biological process (GO): transport along microtubule
Cellular component (GO): cytoplasmic dynein complex
Molecular function (GO): dynein light chain binding; dynein heavy chain binding
Source: RefSeq, a predicted model, not a curated record
CCGCGGUUUUGCUGCUGUGGCCGUUGUUAACGAUGCACCAAGGUCACGGUGACAAAGCCAAUGCCGGCCGUUGCCAUGGAGGCAGCGUCGCACACGGGAGGCCGGCCGGCCGGAUGUUUAAACCUGCGGCUGAUAGAAGAAUCACAUUUUCUUCUAAAAAAUAAACUUUAUAAAAUAUAAAACCUUAUAAAAUAAAAAAUAUACACAAAACAAGAACUAUGCAAAAAAUCUUCCGGCAUUCUCAGCGGCUAUAUAUAUAUUAAUUUGCCUUGUAUGGUGAUGGUGUCCAAAGAUUAUAGAGGAGCAGGCACCUUUGCUACUUUAUAUGGGUUCCUGGGGUAAUAUCCCGCCACUCGUUUGAGAGGCGUCUCCACAGACCAUGCCCAGCAAUGUGCAGCAGCGGAAGGAUCCUAGACAGUGGUCCUCCCCCACAGAGCCCUGGCAUGACUGUAACAAGAUUCAGUGCGUCCCUUAGCAUGUACACCUGUAGUCUGGAAUGGACCAGUCAGCGGCAUUCCUUGAAGGACAUCUCGCUCUGCUUGAAGAUCAACAAGUAUCGCGCAGACCAAAGAACGUCUUUCACCGAGUAGAUAACCUUCCAGCACCACUUGAUGGCCAUCUCCGAAUAUAUCCCUGGGAACAGUCGGUAAAUCAGAGAGUUCUCUGUUACAGAGCAGGAAUGUGGUACUGAUUUUGGAUGAUCAGCCAUUAUUACAUUGAAUGGCGCUGCUGGCUCGAAGGGCCGAAGGACUUACUCCUGCACGUAUUAUCUAUGUUCAGGAUAAAAGGACCUUUGCAUCAUUCUCCAGACUCUUCGCAAAUCCACAUUCUGUGAAUAGGUGGGCAACUGCCUCCUCUCCAUCGCAGCCAUCCCGUGGACAGCGUGCACUGGUAGUAAGAUUCCAAUGGUGCAGGAAGGAUCUGACUUCUUCCCUCACCACCAGCCAAGUGAUGUCUUGGUGCCUGUUGGUGAGCUUUGGUGAUGAUAUAUUACACAAGACAAGCUGGGCAGUCCGCUCAGGGAACUACACCAUAGGAUCCAUAGAGUCCUUUUCCUGCAGUGCCCCAAGGAUAUUCCAUGCUGUUCACUGCCUGGUGGACUUGUGGUCAAAUGUGUUCGUCUGGAAGAACUUUUCCAUGAAGGCCUGAUGGUGCACCAAUGUCCAGCUAACUGCAGGGCUGCCAACAUUGGGGGCUUCAACAUGUCAGACAAGAGUGAUUUGAAAGCAGAACUGGAGCGAAAAAAGCAAAGACUGGCUCAGAUACGCGAAGAGAAAAAAAGAAAAGAAGAAGAAAGGAAAAAGAAAGAGGCUGAGUUGCAACAGAAGAAAGAAGUUCCCCCUGAGGACUCUGAUCUUGAUCGCAAACGCAGGGAGACAGAGGCUUUGCUGCAGAGCAUAGGCAUAGCCCCAGAGCCAGCACUAGUGCAGCCUUUGCAAAUAGUAACAUGGGAUGCCUGUUAUUUUCAUUAUUUAGUCCCAACCCCCAUGUCUCCCUCCUCGAAAUCAGUGAGCACGCCCAGUGAAGCUGGAAGCCAGGAUUCGGUAGAUGGUGGACAUGGUGGAAGAGCACUACAAUGGGAUACGGAUCCUUCUGUUCUGCAGCUGCAGUCUGACUCAGAUCUUGGCCGCCGCUUGCCUAAACUUGUGAUUUCGAAAAUUACCCAAGUUGAUUUUUUACCUCGCGAGGUGGUGUCGUACUCCAAAGAGACCCAAACGCCAAUUGCUCACGAACCAGAAGAAGAUGAGGAUGGUGAGAUGCCCGAACUGAAUCUCGGAACUGAAUCGGAGUUGGAGAACCAAGAGGCGAAAGCUGAAAGUAAAGAAGCUUCUCCAAGAGAACUUACCGAAGAGGAGAAGCAACAAAUUCUUCAUUCAGAGGAAUUUUUGAUUUUCUUCGACCAUAACAUACGCAUCAUAGAACGUGCUCUUGCUGAAGAUUCCAGCCUCUUCUUUGACUAUGGUGGCAAAGAAUUGGAUGAAAAAGAAGGAGAUUUUCAAUCUGGUCUAAACCUUUCAUUUAAUCGGCAAUUUUAUGACGAACAUUGGUCAAAACAUCGUGUCGUGACCUGUUUAGAUUGGUCACUUCAGUAUCCUGAACUGAUGGUUGCUUCUUAUUGUAACAAUGAAGAUGCCCCACAUGAGCCGGAUGGGGUAGCUUUGGUUUGGAAUAUGAAAUUUAAGAAAAACACUCCAGAAUAUAUCUUCCACUGUCAGUCUCCAGUAAUGUCGGUCUGCUUUGCCCGAUUUCACCCAAACCUGGUAAUUAGUGGUACCUACUCUGGACAAAUUGUUCUCUGGGACAACCGCAGCCACCGCCGAACUCCAGUUCAACGUACUCCACUUUCUGCUGCUGCUCAUACUCAUCCUGUGUAUUGUGUGAAUGUCGUUGGGACGCAAAAUGCUCAUAAUCUGAUUACAGUUUCCACAGAUGGAAAAAUGUGCUCCUGGAGCCUGGAUAUGCUUACUCAACCACAAGAAAAUAUGGAGUUGGUAUACAACAAGUCAAAGCCCGUAGCUGUCACUAGCAUGGCUUUUCCAACAGGAGAUGUCAAUAAUUUUGUUGUAGGCAGCGAGGAGGGUAUGGUUUAUACUGCAUGUCGCCAUGGCAGUAAGGCUGGUAUUGGUGAAAUGUUCGAGGGGCAUCAGGGUCCAGUGACUGGUAUUAACUGCCACAUGGCUGUGGGACAGAUUGAUUUCUCUCAUCUGUUUGUCACCUCUUCAUUUGAUUGGACAGUCAAAUUGUGGUCCACGAAGCACAACAAGCCUCUCUACUCCUUUGAAGACAAUGCAGACUAUGUCUACGACGUCAUGUGGUCACCAGUGCAUCCUGCACUAUUUGCCUGUGUGGAUGGGAUGGGACGAUUAGACCUCUGGAACCUCAAUAAUGACACAGAGGUACCAACAGCAAGUGCAACAGUCGAGGGAACAUCGGCACUAAACAGAGUCAGAUGGGCAUCGACUGGCAGAGAGGUGGCUGUGGGAGAUUCAGAAGGACAUGUAUGGGUUUAUGAUGUCAGUGAGCAAUUGGCAGUCCCACACAGUGAUGAAUGGGCUUGUUUUGCUCGGACCCUGGUGGAGAUCCGGGCUAACCGGGCAGAUGCUGAAGAGGGAAGUGUAGUUGAACUGUCUGCACAGCUGUAAGCCAUUAUCUACACCCAAAGCCUUGCCAGCCCUAUGAUGCCAUACCAGAUACGCCAGCGUAAAGUGCCAUUUAAGAUAUAAAGCUGCUAUUAUUGUUUUUCCAUUUAGCACUUCGAAUAUGUUAUGUUAAAUGUGUUUAAAAAUCACAAUGCAUUAUGAAAUUUCUGGGUUCUAAGAUCUUCAAUAUGUGUCAAAUUAUGAAAGUAUAAAUAUGCAUUAAUGCAUUGGUUAGUUUCAUUUAAUGACAUGAAACCCAUAGUUAAAUUUUGUUUGCUGGCUUAUGUGCUAUACAUCUAUUAGUUCCAUAUGAUGCCAGAUAUGAUGUGCAGAUGUGGCAAGCCAUACUGUACAAGACUGAGCCAAGAAUUUCAAAUGUGUUUUCAAAUGUGCAUUCAGAGUGCACACAUUAUGAAUGGUUGUACUGUAUUAGCAUUGCUCUUUAUUUAUUAAACAACUGCAUGGAACAUACUAGAAAAAUAUUAAACUAACCUAGAACAUGUGCUAUCUUUAUUGUCUCUUGUGC